Messenger RNA from Taeniopygia guttata (zebra finch), 815 nucleotides. The record is from RefSeq and is a predicted model, not a curated record. NCBI's taxonomy places the organism in Eukaryota, Metazoa, Chordata, Aves, Passeriformes, Estrildidae.
GCAGGGAGGGGCUGGCAGCAGAGUAACGGAAUCUCACCCCGCACCGCACUUCCGACAGACCAGUUCCUGGCGCUACCAUUCAACCUCCAAGUCCCAGCUGUCUUUUUUUAAAGCAGAGACCAGCCGGACUCACAAGAUGCAAAGAACACUAAUCUAAGAUGGUUUCAUACCAGGUGAGAGCAGCCCCGCGGCCGGGCGAGCUCUGCAGGGCGACAGCCCCGGGACACAGCGAGCAGCUGCCCGUGGGGGACAGGGGUACCCCGACUCCGCCUCCCACAAAAACAACUCCUGCUCCCGCUCUCCCCGGGGAGCCCGCAGGCCGAAGGACCCCGCUGCCGGCAGCCGUGACGGGGGCGGGGGGGCGGCCGGAGCCCGGUGCCUCAGCCACCAGCUGCGGGCCCGGCCUCCUGCCGCGGCGCACGGAGCGACCCGGCUGCUUCUGUCUCACCCGGAUCUUGCGGCUGAUCUCGGUGCCGAUCUCCAUGGCCGCGCCGAGCCUGCCCCGUCCCGGCCCGGCUCCCACCGCCGCCCGCGCGGGUACCGAGCGCCGCUCGGGCUCAGUGCGCGGCCUCCGCCGGCACCGCCCCCUGCCGGGCGGCGGCCGCACCGCCUGCACCGCGGCGGGAGCCCAGGGGAGCGCACGGAGCGGGGGCGGCCGCCGGGCCGGCUCUCACCGCCCCACAGGGAGAGAGCCGGCGUGCCGGCGGUGCCAACCACAACUGCGGGGUCGUUUCAGUGUUAGUGCUCUUCUCGAGAGCUGCACAAAUUAAAUACUCUUACCUGUUAAAAAACAAAUAAAUUAUGGUAUAGCUAUA